Messenger RNA from Pelagomonas calceolata, 1182 nucleotides. The record is from the annotation of a GenBank genome assembly. Lineage: Eukaryota; Pelagophyceae; Pelagomonadales; Pelagomonadaceae.
AUGUCCCAAAGCGAUGGCGGCGAACCGCCGCCCCCACCCUCAUCAGAAGAUUCCGCCGUCCUCGACGCCUGCGCACGCGCUGCGGAGCAGUAUUACUCGCCGCGGCGCGGGCGGGCGAAGACCAUCGAUGGCGAGCUGCUCCAGGCGAUGCGGAAGGCCAUCUCGACGCUGCCAGAGACCGCGACGCGUGCCGCGCGACGCAGCAUCACGGGCGACCCCGAAAUGCGCAUCAGAGACCGCGCGCGCGAGGCGUUCGUGCGGCCGAAGCGACCGAGCGUGGUCAGGGCGGUCGAUAAGGCGCUCUUCACGGGCGCGGUGGGCUGGAUUUUGCUGACCGAGUACGUCGUCUUGUGCUACCCGAAGCUCCUAGGGCUAUUGUACGUCUGCACGAUGACGCCGCUGCUCAUCUAUCGUGCGAUGGACUACUACUUCGUGCGCCACUGGACGUACUUCAUGUUUGACUUUUGCUACGCUCUAAACGGCCUGGUCUUCUCGCUGAUCCUGCUGCCACUUGACGCGAGGAACUGGGGCUCGUGGCAGCUCUUCUGCGACCAGCGGCCGGCGGCGUGGGGAUUCCCCUGCGCGUUCGCGCUGUGUAACGGGCCGCUGCUCGCGGCGGUGCUCGCGUGGCGGAACUCGUUCGUCUUUCACAACCUCGACAAAGUGACGUCGACGGCGUUGCACGCCGGGCCCCCGCUGUGGACGUUCGUCGAACGGUGGUGCACGGACUCGCAGUACCCCGCGGAUGUCGACCUUGUUAGCUGAUACGCGAUACCGAUACUCUUCUACGGCGUCUGGCAGGUGCUCUACAUCGUAAAAACGGAGUUCAUCGACGCGGCCUACCUCGAGACGGCCCCGGAGGAGGUCACGUCGCUGCGCUGGCUGAGUCGCGACGAAAGCAACGGGAUGAACCGGCUCUGCAAGUAUGUUUGUGUGAAACUCGGGCAAAUGGCGCCGGACGAGUCCUUCGACGACGCCUCGCGGAAGACCAAGCUCACGUUCUGGGCGGGCCAGCUCGUGUAUACGGUCGUGACGCUCGUCGCCACGCCGUUGCUCUGGCGGUACAAAGCCCUCCACGCCCUGUGCCUGUUCUCCAUGUUCGCAACCGCCAUCUACAGCGGCGCCUCAUACUACAUCGAGGUGUUCUCGCGGCGCUACAACGACCAGUUCAAGGUGUCGUGA